Messenger RNA from Calidris pugnax (ruff), 1194 nucleotides. RefSeq lists its product as uncharacterized. The record is from RefSeq and is a predicted model, not a curated record. Bases 352 to 1014 code for a protein of 220 amino acids. The transcript is spliced from 3 exons. NCBI's taxonomy places the organism in Eukaryota, Metazoa, Chordata, Aves, Charadriiformes, Scolopacidae.
GAGCCGUCUCUCCCCUCUGCCCGGGGGGGUCUCUGACCUCCGGGCUCAGGCCGCCCACCCCGGGCGCUGCGAGGGGCCGGGACCCCCGAGCAUCCACCCCCGAGGGGCAGCGGGCCCGGCUCCGGUGAUGGUCCCGCUCCCCCCGUGCUGCUCCUCCGCUGCCCCUCGGGUGAGCUUCCCUCCUUCGGUCUCUCAUCCCGCGAUGAGAGCAAACAGCAGUCUCAUCUGCCCCAAACCCCGCUCUUUUGGGAAACAGCCGGAAAGAGGAGCAGGGGAGGAAACAGGCACUGAGUUACCCUGCGAGGGAAGGCACGGCGGCACACAGACCGAGCACAGCUUCCCCGCUUUCCGAUGGUCCCUGUUGUGCCUGCUGCCACCCAACAGUGCUCUCCUCUCGCCUUGACACCACGAAGCUUCGGGGGUUCCCUUGUAUUGGCAGCAGCUGCUGCCCCCAAGCGAAACAGCUGCCACAUUCUCCUUCUCGAAGACGCAUCCCAGAAUGGGCUGUCUCUUCUGAGAGGACAACGUAGCCUCCAAUUUGGCAGCACCGAAAGGCACAGAGGCGGAGUUGGACCCGGCGAAGGAGAAAAAGGACCCUCCGUGACCUCCCCAGAAUCAAAACCCGCAAGUUUUCUCUCUCGGGAGGGCUCAGACGGCUUCCCGGGACGGGUCCGCGGCUGCCGGGGGGCGACGGGGGGGCUACGGCCCAACCGGUCGCCGCACAUCGCCCCGCACAUCGCCCCGCACGGCCCCGCACCACCCCGGACCCUUCUCCGCCAGCCCCUGCUCGGUGCGAGCGAGGGGGCUUGUCCCCUCCCCGCCCCGGCAAGGACACAAUUUGUCCCGGGAAGAAAGAAAAUCGUGACAGCAAAACGGUGGCGUCCAGCUGUCGGGCUUUACCGGCCCCCGCGACACACGGCACGGACUGCGCAGGCUGGAUUUCAAAGAAAAAAGGGAGUUGUUGUUUAUUUAAAAAAAAAAGGAAAAAAAAAAAAAAGAAAAAGGAAAAGAUAAAGGCGGAAAGCUCUAGGUUAAAAUGCACACGCCGAGAUUUUCCUACUCCCUGGAGGGCAGCUGGGCCGGCAACUGGGAACCCAGUCCUCAAACUGGACCGGCUCUGCUGCCCUCACCGAACUUUUCUCGAAAAUUGCAAAAUUUGAAAGCAAGCAGGCGACGCAACACCAACAGAAGGGC